AUGUCCUCACCAUCUCAAUCAAAAAUCAUUGGCUGGACCUUUGUCGGUGUUGCUGCUGCUGCACUAUCUUACUGUGUUUACUUUGAUUAUGAAAGAAGACACAACCCUGAGUUCAGAAAAAGCAUUAACCAUAAGAAAAGAAAAGCUCAAAAGAAGGCUAAGAUGCAAGCUGAAGAGGAGAAAACCAAACUGUUUGAGGUUUUGAAGAAGAAGUUGAAUGAGUCGUUAGCUGCAAGCCCUCUUCCUACUACUCUUCAAGAGAAAGAGCCAUAUUUCCUUGAGCAAGUGAGUACAGGUGAAAAGUUGGGUGCUAUUCCUGGUAAGGAAAUCGAUGCAGCCAUAUAUUUCUACAAAGGAUUGGCUGUUUAUCCAAAUCCUACAGGAAUUUUGGAUAUCUAUCAGAGGACAUUGCCUCCUCAGAUCUAUGAACUUGUCAUGAAGUUAACAGCAAUUCAGCCUCCAAAAAGUGUUGUUAACAUUUUAGGUGAUUCAGUUGGCUCUUUAGAUGCUGAAAAGACUGUUGAGUAA
Brettanomyces bruxellensis is the source of this 528-nucleotide messenger RNA. RefSeq lists its product as uncharacterized. Gene Ontology annotation, biological process: protein targeting; tRNA import into mitochondrion; protein import into mitochondrial matrix. Gene Ontology annotation, cellular component: mitochondrial outer membrane translocase complex; mitochondrial outer membrane. The transcript has a single exon. The record is from RefSeq and is a predicted model, not a curated record. Gene Ontology annotation, molecular function: transmembrane protein transporter activity. NCBI's taxonomy places the organism in Eukaryota, Fungi, Ascomycota, Pichiomycetes, Pichiales, Pichiaceae. The coding region runs from base 1 to 528 and encodes 175 amino acids.